AUGUCCCCAACCUCCAAGCUCUACGUCGCCAUCUACAACGCCGAAGGCAUCUACAAACACUGGAACAUAUUCAUCGACGGCCCAACUGCGAAAGAAAAAAUCAUCCUUCAGGCCAUGGGCUCCUCCACCAGGUACCGGUUCGACGAAAGCAACUACAACGCUCGCGAAUCCCCAGAUCUCCUUCUACUCGUGUACCUUUGCCACGUCCAAAACUCCAGUUUCGGCGCUAUCAGAGAUGCAGCCCGAGAGGUGGUCAUCCAUAACGAAUUCCCGGGAUAUAAUUGUCAGGAUUAUGUUCUGGAGCUUUUGGAUCUUUUGGAGAAGAAGGGGUUGGUUGAUGGCGCUGAUGAGGGGUAUAAAUGUUCGAAGCAGAUGGUGGUGGAUGAGCAGGAGGGGUUGGUUUAG
This is a messenger RNA of Aspergillus sclerotioniger CBS 115572, 405 nucleotides long. RefSeq lists its product as uncharacterized. The transcript has a single exon. Bases 1 to 405 code for a protein of 134 amino acids. The record is from RefSeq and is a predicted model, not a curated record. NCBI's taxonomy places the organism in Eukaryota, Fungi, Ascomycota, Eurotiomycetes, Eurotiales, Aspergillaceae.